GCAGGCGCCGGGCUCCCGGAGGACUGGCCCUACUCGGUCCGCAUCGCCAGGGAGCCGGAGCAUCGGAAGCAGCCAGACCACAGGUUUUCUGUGCGACUGCCAAAUGCCUGUGUAGUCUGAAGCCAGGAGGACGCUGGGUGCAGCGAUCAAACCGCUGAACAGCCCCUGGGUUUCCGUCUGUGGCCCAACAUUCGAAAGCGGAGUGAUGAGGAGUGUUCUCUGUGGAUGAGAAACCUUGCACCGCCAUGGAUGCCGGGAUCCCCUACCGAAUCUAUGACCCAGGCGGGACGGGCGCUGGGCUGAUGAAGGGCGUCAGCUCCGAGCCCCCGCCACCCUCGCCCACCUCCUACGAGCAGCUGGUCGCCGAGAACAACGUCCUGAAGGAGAGAAUGAAAGGCUUGAAGAGCUUGGGCAACCUCCUGGAGGAGUCCCAGUCCGAAGCCACAAAGCUGAAGCAGAAGGUGGAGGAGCUGGUCCGUCAGGAGGUCCUGAGGUCCACCAUCACCCUGUUGCCCCAGGAGGCGCAGAGUCCGGCGGCCUCCAGUGGUGCAGAAGGUUCUGCACAGGCGUGCCCGCAGCUGCCGUCUUGUGGAUCGGACCAGUCUGGGAAGCCAGCGGAGGCCAAGGCAGAAGAGAAGCCUGCGUCCAGUGGCUCGUCUUCCGAGUUUGAGGUGGUGAACUCCAUCGACAAGAACGAAACACCGGCGGAGGCUCACCAGGAUGUGCUGCAGCAGUUGGCAAAUGAGGACGGAAAUCUGUCGGUUCACCUGCAACGGCUCGAGAGCUCUCUGAGCAUGUUCGCUGAGGAGACCAACAAGAAGCACCUGCUGGCCCACCUGGGCCGAAUGGCUGUUGAGUUCAAUCGACUGUCGUCCAAAGUGCAGAAGAAUGAGUACAAGACUGCCAUCCUGCAGACCCUGUGCAAGCAACUGCAGACGGAGAACGAAGACCUCCGCAGGAAACUGGACCGCGACCUCGAUCUCAAGAACCAGAUGUUGGCCAAGAUGAAAUGUGAAAACUUGAAGCUGAAGGAAAUGAUAGUGGAAAAGAAGGAGAUGCAGCAAGGUGCCAGAUACGAGGUCUCCAGGCCAGGCCCCGCGGAGCUGUUGGUGCAGGGAGCAGAGUCCCAACAGAGCGUAAAAGUAGGAGAGCACCAGCAACAACGUCCUGACAAAAAUUCGGUGGAGAUUUUGGAAAAGAAAGUGGCAGCGUUGGAAGUGCAGAGGAAAGAGCUACUGGAUGUCAACAAGCAGUGGGAUCAGCAGUUCCGAGGGAUGAAGCAUCAGUAUGAGCAGAAGAUCGUGAACCUCAGGCAGCGCCUGGCCUUGGCGCAGAAGGAGCUGACCGAGCGGGAGACUGCCUGUGACGAGAAGCAGCGAGACUUUGACAGGAAGCUGCUGCUGGCUAAAUCCAAGCUCGACAAUGGAGAGACUGAAAAGGAAAGAUUUUUAACGGAGAUUAAAGGCCUGAAACAGGAGAACCAGUGUCUGAGGGAUCAGCUGUUGCCCCUGACCAAACAGCGGGAGUGUCAGGAGAAGGAAAUCCAGCGUCUCAACAAGGCUUUGGAGGAGGCACUCUCUCUGCAGUCACCAACCCCACAGGCACCCCUGUUCACCGCCGCUGGAGACUCCUGUAUGAACACCAGAAGGAACGAACUGCUGACACAGAUUGAGGUCCUCAAACAGCAGGUAAAGAUCUUCGAGGAGGAUUUCCUGAGGGAGCGGAGUGAUCGGGAGAGAAUGAGUGAGGAGAAGGAGGAGCUGAGGCAAAAGCUGGAGAAGGUGCAGACGGAGAUGAUGAUGCUCAACACUCAGCUGCGGGUUUAUCAGGAAGAUUAUCAGAAGGAGAAGUUGGAAAAAGAAACAAUUCAGAGGCUGCUGAAGAAUCAGAAACAGGGUUUGGGUGAGAGGAGGGCGUCGGACCCACCCCCUGGGGCACAGAGGAUCUACUGCCCCACCUACCAGCUGCCGUACCCGCCCCUCGCCCACCCUGGCACCGUCUACGGGCCGUAUGAUCUGCAGAUCCGCUACCCCCCCUCGGCGAUGCCUCCUGGUCACCCUCACUACCAGCCGCCGGACUACCCCUGGAAUGUGGCAUACACCCCCUCACGGAGUCAGCACACUGCGGAACCUGACCGACCAAAGUCAGACGGGAAAGAGCCAGCAUCUCCAGGACAGGGGAAGGGGCAGCACUGAGGGAGAGACCCCACCCCACCCCCCCAGCUUGCCUGCGGACCCCACCGUACCCACUGGAAUGGUUCUGAAACCUUUGCAACUUCCCUCUUGUGGAGCAGAUGAGAGUGUUUAUGGCGGGGAGACCACAGCAGCACCUUGGCAUUGUACAGACUACCGCACACUCAUUAAUGCCUGGAGAUGGGGAAGGGGAUUGUAGAGUGGGAGGGGAGGGGGGACAGGGGGAGGGAGGCUGGUAGCAGCGAUGAGCCAAAUUGGGAGGGGUGGGGUUAACUUGGCUUGUUAUGCUUGUUAGCAGCCUUGGAUUGUUAACUAAAUUGUAUGGGAAGAGUUGAAACUUGCUAUUAAUGUUUGCAGUUGAACAAACAAAAGAAACUCGUGUUAGAAAUUG
Molecule: messenger RNA, 2583 nt
Organism: Pristis pectinata (smalltooth sawfish)
Lineage: Eukaryota; Metazoa; Chordata; Chondrichthyes; Rhinopristiformes; Pristidae
Gene: tnip1
Product: TNFAIP3 interacting protein 1
Exons: 19
Coding region: 246-2195 (649 amino acids)
Biological process (GO): cellular response to lipopolysaccharide; negative regulation of canonical NF-kappaB signal transduction; regulation of transcription by RNA polymerase II
Source: RefSeq, a predicted model, not a curated record